AGAUUAUAAGAUCAGGAUAUACAUCAUGAUGAAGAGAACUGCAGAUGUUCAUCUCAAGAUCCAGCAAUACUGAGAUCAAGCAAAACAGAAAGAGAUCGAUGAAGAAAUCAAGUGAAGGUACCAGUCAAGCUCCUGAAGCAAGUUUAUCAUCUUCUAGCCAGAGCAAGAAGGAACACGAUGUCGAUGAGGAGAAGGAGGAGGAGGAUGAGGAGGUGGUGGAUAAAGAUAGACAGCAGCAGCCCAGCAGCAAGAAUGGCGGUGUUAGCUCCAGCAGCAGCACCAUCGAAGAGAAUGAAAAGUCGAAGGGCGCUUCAGGCGGUGGAUCUGUACGACAGUAUGUGCGUUCCAAGAACUCAAGGCUUCGAUGGACUCCUGAUCUCCAUCUUCGUUUUAUUCAUGCGGUUGAAAGAUUAGGAGGGCAAGAGAGAGCAACACCAAAAUUGGUUCUUCAAUUGAUGAAUAUCAAGGGUCUUAGCAUAGCUCAUGUCAAGAGCCAUCUUCAAAUGUACAGGAGCAAGAAGAUGGAAGACCCAAACCAAGUUCUCUCAGAGCAAGGCUUCUACACAGAAGGUGGAGAUAACCAUAUAUACAACCUUACUCAACUCUCCAUGCUACAAAGUCUCAACCACCAAUGGCCUUCUUCAGGAUUAAGAUAUGGUGCUGAUGCCUCUUGGCGCGGCCGCCACGACAACCGCCACCAGAUUUAUAGCCCUUACAGCAGGACUCAGCUAUUUGAUCAUCAUAAUACAAGAGUUUCAGGACUUUAUGGUUCAGUUGCUGAGAGAAUAUUUGGAAGCAACAACAGUACUAGUACAACAACUACUACCGCUGCUACUGCACCGAACACUAUUCAAUUUCAUACAAAUCAUAUUCAAUCGGCUUGGAGAUCAAGGCAUCAAAUCAGUAUUCGAGUCCACGAUGAGCUCCGACCUUUCAACAGGCACUCAUGGCAAGAUCACAGUCGCUUGGACAACAGUAAUGAAACUCGAAACACACUGAAAAGAAAGGCUCCGGAAUCUUCAGAUAAUACUUCUGAUUUGGAUUUGAACUUAUCACUGAAAGUUCCCGCAACAGAAGAAAAGGUACUGGGAUUCGGUCUGUCUCUUUCUCUUUCCCCAUCUUCAUCGUCCUCGAAGCUCGGCUUGAUGAAGAAGCAAGAAGGUAAUGGUGAUCCUGAUAGGGAGCAUGGGAGAAACGCAAGUACUCUGGACCUCACUCUAUGAAUAUUAAGAGACAAAAUGUUAUAUAUUCUAAGUGAGAUCUUGAGGUACUUGUCGAUUCAAUUAGACCAAAAUGCUAGCCAUUCAACUUGACCAUUGUCAUAUUCUAUAGCAUAAAAAGGUAAUGAUCACCACUAUUGGAUGUGUUAAUUAGUUAAUUAGUUUCCUUUUGUUGUAUAUGUACUAAUAUCUUGUAUCUAUAUAUGAUAUAUAUAGCUAAGCAAGAAUCAAAUUAAUCAAUGGUGAAUAUCGAGGUUACAAGG
Fragaria vesca subsp. vesca is the source of this 1483-nucleotide messenger RNA. RefSeq lists its product as uncharacterized. NCBI's taxonomy places the organism in Eukaryota, Viridiplantae, Streptophyta, Magnoliopsida, Rosales, Rosaceae. Gene Ontology annotation, molecular function: DNA-binding transcription factor activity; DNA binding. The record is from RefSeq and is a predicted model, not a curated record. The coding region runs from base 45 to 1223 and encodes 392 amino acids. The transcript is spliced from 5 exons.